This is a messenger RNA of Symbiodinium necroappetens, 1689 nucleotides long. NCBI's taxonomy places the organism in Eukaryota, Dinophyceae, Suessiales, Symbiodiniaceae. The record is from the annotation of a GenBank genome assembly.
GUGCUACAGGUGACCUCACGCCGAUGUGCUCCGAAGGAGGAUCUGCUGCUAGAUCAUCUUGAGGCCGUGCUCAGCACGGCCUUCGAACUGCAGAUGUACGGCCUCUACCUGCAGUCGGCUCCGGCAAAAGUGGCCGGACUGCUCGCAUCGGAGGACUCCGUGCCGAAUGCGAAGAACGAGAAGCAGAAACUUUGCCGUGAACUUCGAGAAGAGUGGGAGCUCGUGCUUCACCUGGAAGCUGCCACGGACACGGCAGUGCUCAAGAAGCAACGGUGCAGCUACACGGAGCAGCAGAUCUAUCGCGAGCUCAUGACCCAGUUGGAGGUUCACAGCUUCCAGUCGUGUCCUGCUGUGGAGGACUUGAUCCGCUCCUGGUAUCCUCCUCUGGCCUUCUCAGCCAAUUGCGAGACAUGCUUCAACUGCUUGGAGGAUGAUGUGAAGCGAGGCCAGAAAUCUCAAGGCCUUUCCUUGACGGGCUUACAAGCCCUCGCCAUCCGGAGUGUGCAGCACAGGGUCCUCUCGGCUGAAAACUCAGCCUCAAAGGUGAGCCUGACAGAUGAGGAUUGGGAAGGGAAUGAGAUUCGAGGCCUCAAGCCUGAAGACUUCCGCCUGGACGACAUCCUUAAACCUUUUCCGUCCACGAGCCCUUUUCACCACAACCGCAACGCUUUGACGGCGAUGAGCGGCUGGAUGGCGGCCCGGAGGCUCGGUGUGGAUGUGACGCAGGCAACGGGGACGUUCUGGACGUCCUCCAUCGUUCAGCGAGCUAUGCUGCUGCACGUCGACAACAGCAAGUGGUACCUUUGCCUCGGCAGCACGCCCAACGCCUUGGCCCUCAAGCAGUUGACCUACGAGUUUCGUGGCACGCUGCCGCCGGCAGAGGUCGACGAGCGAAACAUCGCAGCAGACGGCACCUGCGGACUACCCGCAGAGGAUCCUCUGGCUGAGCACCAACGGGUCUGUGCUCUCGCUGUGGACAUGGAUGCGCGAAUGCCUCAGCAGCUCUUGCUCGAGCUGUCCCAGGUGCGGGUCUUUGACUACACCCUGCACUUUUGCAAGGGAGCUCUGGCUGCCAAGCUCGACACCUCCUGCCUGGCAAGACGUAGUGUUGAGGGCAACAGCCUUCUCGUGGCACUUUUCCAGAAGCUGGGCAUCGUGAAAGUGACAGUGGAGUCGCUCUCCGAGCUUCUCGCUGCCUACAAGGUGCCCCUUCGCAAGAAUGCCAGCAAAUCCGCCAAGGUCCGAGCCUUGAUGCAAGUUCCGGAGGUGAAAAAGGCAUGCAGCCCAGAGACUUUGCAGCGGGUGGAGAACAUGCUGCAAGAGAUGGACCAGCGACGAAACAAGAAGUCCAUGGCGGAAGCCGAGAAAGAGCAAGAGGACGAGGCUGCUCCAGACGAGCAGGAGCUGCUGGAGCCGGAAGACCCGGCUUGGGUUGCCGCCCGAGAGAUGGUGGAUGCGAUGGACCGCGAGCAGGAAGAGGAGAUUCAGGCUUCGUUGAGACCUCCCGAUGCAGAGCUUGCCAGUCCGGCUGAGGAUGCUCAGAUGGAGGCCGCAGAGAGGGAAACCAAGGGCGAUGAGGAGCCGCAGCCAGCUGCUCAGCGGCCUGCUGCCGCCGAGGGUCAGGACCAGCAGGCUCCCGCAGAGAGGUCUGCUCCCGCUGACUCCGCUGCGACUGCGAAGAAGUCGCGG